AUGGUGGGACAACCGGUGCACGACGCUCUGAAGCACUAUCAAGAUUUCACAGAAUUCUGUGUGACAACUGCUCUAGCUGCUGAUAAACCGAUUACCAAGAGAACGUUGUCUAGAACUUACUUGGCGCAGACUAAGCUGAAUAGAACGGAGACUUUUUUCACUAAAAAAUUCGAAAAAGUGGCGGAAAUCCUGUUCGCCUCUAACCAUCUCAUUGAAACCCAAGCCAAAGUCUUCUUCAUCGCUAGUAUGCCCAUAAUCUGGCAAAAUUUCAAAGAUCGUCUGGAAGCGGGUGGAGAUGUCCGUUACGAUAACGAAAAUCGGAUUCUCAGCUACAAAUCGAGAUUAACAAAUGUGGAAUUCUGUGGGGAUCAUAGAAAUUUCAAGCACACAGGAAGAAGAAAGAAAACGUGUUGUGCUCAUUGUGCUGAGAAGAAACUCUCCGCCAAUCCAUGUGCCCUGACACCCCAGGACGUGCCGUUGUAUCCGAUGGUUCCGCAGCAAGUAUCUGAAAUUAUGGAUGGAGAAAUAGAUGAAGAAGAAUACUAUGAAGAUGAAGAGGAAGAGGAGGAAGAAGAAGAAGAGGAAUAUGAUGAUGAUGAUGACGACGAGCCGGAGUUUAUUGGAAUGGUUCCAGCACCGGAACGGAAUGUUGACACUGACAAAGUGUUCUAUGAUUUCACACAAUACUGUGUGGAAAUGGCACAAGCCGCGUCGAAACCCAUAGCCAAGAGAACAUUGUCCAGAAACUUUGGCCAAAAAAUUAAUUUGAAUCGAUCGGAGAAGUUUUUUAGUUAUCGAUUUGAUAAAGUGAUCCAAAACCUGUUCAAUUCUGACCACUCAUUUGAGACCCAGGCAAAAGUAUUUUAUGUGACAAGCACUCCAGUCGUCUGGCAAGAUUUCCGAGAUGAAAUGGAGAAAAGUGGAGAGGUGCGAUUUGAUACGGAGUGGCGGAUACUCAGUUAUAAGUCGCGGAUCAGUGGAAUGGCGUUUGAUGGGGAGCAUAGAAGGUAUAAAAGUGCGGGACCGAAGAGGAGGAAAUCGAAGAAUGGGACGAAUGGAUUGGGAGUGUCUGAAGUAGAAGAGGAGGAAGCAGAAGAUUAUGACGUUAUUGAGGAGGGUGAUGAGGAUACAGAGUUCUUGCAGCAGGGUUACAAUGUCACCAGCCAACAGCAGAAUACUCUGGUCUCCCCAAAAGACGAGAGCGUAUCCCCGCCAGCAACAGUACCCGCACCAGUAUCUCUAUGGGAUCAACGAGCAAAUGAGCCAUUUUGUGACGAGUACGGUAGACCACUUGAGCAAUUCCCUUGGUAUCAGCAAGACGUUCCGCCGCCUAUUGUACAAGGGAACCAUUCUGGAUACUCUACUAAUUUUAUGGGCCCAUCAUCAUCUGGGAUUACGAGUAUUGGCGGGGAGACGCCGAUUGAGAGCAAGCCACCUGUGAUGCAGGUGGAGCCGGGAUUUGUAACCAGGAAACGGGAUAGCACGGAUGUGUUGGGAGGAGGAGGACAAGAAGCCAAAAGAAACAAAUGGGUGAAUGAGAGCUGUUUGAGAGAUGCUGCAGGGACUCCAGCGGAAAGUGUUCAGUCAGGAAUCUCUUCCUCCUCUUCUCUGCCUCCUUCUAUCCCUCCUGCCACCGUUUCAUUCAACCACUACGCGAAAUUCCUCCGAGAAAUCUACCUAUUCUUUGGUGAAACUCUGUGCAGCUUCGAUCCGAACCUCAAAAAAGAGUAUCUUCUGGCGGAAAAUGAGAAUGUUGGAAUGAAUAUCAAACCGUCUACCAUCAAGUCAUACCUUGAAGUGUAUCUCAAUGAAAUCUGUCAUGAAAAGAAUAAUACAAUGGAGAAUGUGAUUAGUUUGAAAAACUUACUGGCAGAGUUUAAUCAAAUGGCCAAACAUUUCGGAGAAGGUCUUACUGGAGAGAUUGUACCGGUUGUUGGGGAACUAUUGGAGGAUACGAAGGAGGAAGAUAUGGUCAGCAAAUCGACGAUCUUGGUGACAAUUGGAAAAAUGACGGAUGGGCUGAAAAAGUGUGCGAAACCUGUUCAUUAA
This is a messenger RNA of Caenorhabditis remanei, 2049 nucleotides long. RefSeq lists its product as uncharacterized. The record is from RefSeq and is a predicted model, not a curated record. Lineage: Eukaryota; Metazoa; Nematoda; Chromadorea; Rhabditida; Rhabditidae. The transcript has 8 exons. Bases 1 to 2049 code for a protein of 682 amino acids.